AUGAAAUCUACAACGGAUAUUUGUAGCUAUAUGAGGCAAUCGUCAGUAUUUUCUAUUAAGAUGAAACAAAAAUACUACAAUGAAAUCGGCUUUGUAGCCAAUCAUUAUGAGAAAAUUAAAAGCGACACAGAAGUCAAAACUGAGUUUUUUCUCUUUUUUUUUUACUUUACGUUUGGCAAAAUGAGAACCGUUUAUGCUCAUCUUGUAGGAUUUGCAAUAAAUUCACUCCUAAAAUAUAAGCUGUUAAUGGUAUACUCAGCAGCUUGUACAUCGAGGAUUAUGUUAGUAUUCAUUGGGCUCUAG
Mucor mucedo is the source of this 303-nucleotide messenger RNA. RefSeq lists its product as uncharacterized. Bases 1 to 303 code for a protein of 100 amino acids. NCBI's taxonomy places the organism in Eukaryota, Fungi, Mucoromycota, Mucoromycetes, Mucorales, Mucoraceae. The transcript is spliced from 4 exons. The record is from RefSeq and is a predicted model, not a curated record.